This is a messenger RNA of Electrophorus electricus (electric eel), 3019 nucleotides long. The record is from RefSeq and is a predicted model, not a curated record. NCBI's taxonomy places the organism in Eukaryota, Metazoa, Chordata, Actinopteri, Gymnotiformes, Gymnotidae.
UCCAGGAGGAAAAAAACAGCAGCACGUCUGCUUUGACUGCUACUGCUCUGGAGUGAACUGGGAGGCUGCAAUAGAGAACGUGUGCUGGAAGAGAGAAGGGGUCCUCAUUAUCAGUACCAGGGACAAAAAUUUUAUUUCUUCUGCCACAAUCAUGAAAGUGGCUUCAUGGGCAAAUGUUUUGUUCAGUUUACAGGUGGUUCUGCAGUUUCCUCUUACAGUGAAUGCCCAAGGAAUUGUCUAUGAUCUUCUGAUGUCAUCGGAUUGUUUGCCUGAUCUCCUGCAAGGAGGUCUUAAGACCAAGAAUGUGAACGAAGUUUUUGUCCUGACAACCUUCCAGCUCCAAAACAAAGCUCCAAUACAUGUCUUUCGUCUUUACAACCCUGCAGAUAACAGCGAUUAUUUUGAUUUCACUACACAUGGGAAAGUCAACAAAGUGUCUCUGAAGUACCUGAAAAGCAAUGGAAAAAUGGGCAAUGCCAACUUUGUCAAAGUGCCAUUGGCGGAUGGCCGCCCCCACCACGUCAUGCUGCAUUUCAGUGGUCUGAAGCAUGGCUCGGCCAGCAUGGCCCUCUAUGUGGACUGCAGGCUGGUGGAAAUAGUGGAGGACCUACCAGUUGCCUUUAAGACACUGCCUCCUGGCUCCAAUAGAGUGGCACUAAAAACUAUGCCCACUACAUCACAGGAUCGCCUGUCUGACCUUAAGAUAGUGCUAGAUGAGUCUAUUGAGAAUGUCGUUGAACUUCAAGACUGCACUCUCCAGCAGGGUGAAUCACUGCAAUUAUUGGGACUCACAUCAAAGCUGGAACCAGGCCCCAUGAUUGAACUUUUAAGGAUAGUCCAAGAACUGAAAGAUAAAAUGGACCAGCAGAUCCGGGAAACUGCCAGUCUGAGGAAAAUUCUUAUGGAGUGUGUUCCUUGUGAGGGACCAAAAGAAACACAAGACGUGAGUGCAUCCAAGUGUGCUCCUGGAAUCUGCUUCCAGCAAAGUAUGUGCUCUGAGACAGAGCAAGGCGUCAUCUGUGCACCGUGUCCUGAGGGCUACAUUGGAGAUGGAGUCCACUGUGAUGAUAUGGAUGAGUGUCAGCUGAACCCCUGUUUCCCUGGUGUGCGGUGCGUCAACACAGCUCCAGGGUUCAGGUGUGACAGCUGCCCCAGAGGGUACACUGGCGACCAGGUGCAGGGUGUGUGGGGUGACGUCUAUGCCCAGACACAUAAUCAGGUCUGCUAUGACAUAGAUGAAUGUCAAAGCUGGAACAAUGGGGGCUGCACCCCCAAUUCCUACUGCCACAAUACAGUGGGUUCAUUCCACUGUGGACAAUGUAAGUCUGGCUUCACUGGAGACCAGGGAAGCGGCUGCAGACCGACUGGACUAGGCUCCAGUUACGUUACUGCUCGUCCUGCUCCUCUCUCUGGAAGGCUGUGCAGGAACGGCCAGCCCAACCCGUGUGAUGCUAACGCUGAGUGUGUGGUAGAGCGAGACGGAAGCGUCAGCUGUGUGUGCAACAUCGGCUGGGCAGGUAACGGCCAGGUGUGCGGGAAGGACACUGACAUCGAUGCCCACCCAGACAGGAAACUUCAGUGUCAUGAUGCAAACUGCAAAAAGGACAACUGCAUGUAUGUGCCAAAUUCUGGCCAGGAGGAUGCGGAUGGAGAUGGGAAAGGAGAUGCCUGUGAUGAGGAUGCCGACAGCGAUGGGAUCCUCAACGAGCAGGACAACUGCUGGUUGACCCCAAACAUAGACCAGAAGAACACAGAUGAGGACCUUCACGGUGAUGCAUGCGACAACUGCAUCACGGUGAAGAACCCAGACCAGCGGGACACAGACCAGGACGGACUGGGGGAUGCCUGUGACGACGACAUGGACGGUGACGGUUUGAAGAAUAUUUUGGAUAACUGUCAGAGAGUCCCCAACCCUGAUCAGCUGGACAGAGAUAGUGAUGGUGUAGGAGAUGCCUGUGACAGUUGCCCUGAGGUGCCCAAUCCCAAUCAGUCUGAUGUUGAUGAUGAUCUUGUUGGAGACACAUGUGACACUAAUAUCGACAGUGAUGGGGACGGACACCAGAACUCCAAGGACAACUGUCCGACCAUCAUCAACAGCUCUCAGCUGGACACGGACAGGGACGGACUUGGGGACGAGUGUGAUGAUGAUGACGAUGAUGACGGCAUCCCAGAUGAUAAAGAUAACUGCAGAUUGGUGCCGAACAAAGAUCAGGCGGACGGAAACAAUGAUGGAGUGGGUGAUGCCUGCACCGGAGACUUCGACAAAGACCAUGUGAUUGACAGGAUCGACACUUGUCCUGAGAACGCAGAGGUCACAUUGACAGACUUCAGAGCCUAUCAGACUGUAGUGCUGGAUCCUGAGGGCCAGGCUCAGAUUGACCCCAACUGGGUCGUCCUCAAUCAGGGAAUGGAGAUCAUUCAGACAAUGAACAGUGACCCAGGUCUCGCAGUAGGCUACACGGCCUUUAGUGGGGUCGACUUCGAGGGCACUUUCCACGUGAACACGGUAACCGAUGAUGACUAUGCCGGCUUCAUCUUUGGCUACCAGGACUCAUCGAGCUUCUACGUGGUGAUGUGGAAGCAGACGGAGCAGACCUACUGGCAGGCUGUGCCCUUCCGUGCUGUGGCAGAGCCAGGCAUCCAGCUCAAGGCCGUGAAGUCCACCACUGGGCCUGGAGAGUUUUUGAGGAAUUCUCUGUGGCACACUGGGGACACCGAGGAUCAAGUGCGGCUGUUGUGGAAAGACCCUCGUAAUGUGGGCUGGAAGGACAAGGUUUCUUACCGCUGGAAUCUCCAGCAUCGACCACAAGUGGGAUACAUCAGGGUACGUUUUUAUGAAGGCACCAGCCUGGUGGCUGACUCUGGAGUGGUUAUUGACACCAGCAUGAGGGGCGGUCGCCUGGGUGUGUUCUGCUUCUCCCAGGAGAACAUCAUCUGGUCCAAUCUGAGAUAUCGCUGCAAUGACACAAUCCCUGCAGACUACGAGGAUUACAAUGCACAGCUCGUUGUCAGUUAAGAA